Elephantulus edwardii (Cape elephant shrew) is the source of this 708-nucleotide messenger RNA. It is a transcript of the gene CPSF4L, whose product is annotated as cleavage and polyadenylation specific factor 4-like. The record is from RefSeq and is a predicted model, not a curated record. Gene Ontology annotation, cellular component: mRNA cleavage and polyadenylation specificity factor complex. The transcript is spliced from 7 exons. Gene Ontology annotation, molecular function: metal ion binding; RNA binding. Lineage: Eukaryota; Metazoa; Chordata; Mammalia; Macroscelidea; Macroscelididae. Bases 1 to 708 code for a protein of 235 amino acids.
AUGCAGGAGGUCAUUGCGGGUCUGGAGCAUUUCACGUUCGCCUUUGAGAAGGAUGUGGAGACUCAGAGGGGCACGGGGCUCCUGCCUUUCCAGGGAAUGGACAAGUCGGCCGCAGCAGUGUGCAACUACUUCUGGAAAGGUCUUUGUGGGAAAGGUAAGCGCUGCCCCUUCAGGCACGACAGCAGCGGGAAGAAGGUCGUCUGCAAACACUGGCUGCGAGGCCUGUGCAAGAUGGGUGACCAGUGCAAGUUCCUGCACCAGUACGACGUCACCAAGAUGCCCCAGUGCUACUUCUUCUCCAAGUUCGGUGACUGCAGUAACAAGGAGUGCCCCUUCCUCCACGUGAAAGCAACUUCCAGGACCCAGGACUGUCCUUGGUACAAUCAAGGGUUCUGCAGCCAAGGUCCCCUGUGCACGUACCGCCACGUCCAAAAAGUGAUGUGCAUUAAUUACUUGGCGGGCUUCUGCCCUGAGGGACCCAAGUGCCGCUUCGCACAUCCCAAGAUGAAGUUCUCCCUCAGUCCGAGUCCCGUGAAGGCUGUAGACUGGUCCUUGGACUCCGUGUCCCCCGGCACGAUGCCCUCCCUGGGAGAGAGCUGGUUUCUCCAAAUGGGGGCUCAGGAGGAGGUGUGGACCACCUGCCUGAGGCUCUGGCCUCUGCACCAGGACCUGUGCUACAAGGUAAAUGAGAGGACCCAGGAGGGCUGA